CGCCGAUGUCUCCACUUGUCACAUAAAUCGUCAAAAAAAAAAAAGUAAAAAAGAAAGAAAACAAAGAAAGAAAAAAAAGCAGGGUACGCGCGAACACCGACUGUUUCCCUCGGUGUCUCCGCCUCCACCUCCACUUCCGUCUUCUUCUCUCUCUGACUUUAUCGCUCCCCCUCUCUCUCCCUCUCCGCGAAAUUCCUGAAUCUCUCCUUGCAAGACGCCGUCGUGGCAACAAUGGCGGCGAUUUCAAAUCUUGCGGGUUGCAGUCACGGCGGGAACUUAGGCAUUUUCGGAGAGAGGAGGUUACAGUUCCCAUCAACUUCUGGAUUGAAAACUCGGAUCUCUUGGGCCUCUAAGAAUCAAUUAGCGGUUGGUCACUUGGGCAAGUCAGAUAAGAAUUCCGGUGUUCGUAUGGCAUUAGUUGAUGCGAAGAUUGCACGGAGUGGAGAUUUUUCCAAGCCUUCUGACAUCCUGGCGUUUGAUCUUGUUCAGGGAGCACUUGUAAAAUGGAGUCCGGCUGUGGUUGUGGACAGGUCGUUACCUAAGCCUCCAACAGCUGUUUUUCUGCAUGGAAUUCUAGGUAGCAGGAAGAACUGGGGAACCUUCACCAGGAGAUUGGCACAAGAAUUUCCGACAUGGCAGUUUCUUUUAGUGGACUUGCGGUGUCAUGGUGAUUCAGCGUCAAUUAAGAAAAGGGGACCCCAUAGUGUUUCUUCCACGGCUCUUGAUGUCCUAAAACUGGUUCAACAGCUUAGAUUAACACCUCGGGUUAUAGUUGGCCACAGUUUUGGAGGGAAAGUUGCCUUGAGCAUGGUGGAUCAAGCUGCAAAGCCUUUUGCACGACCAGUCAGAGUUUGGGUUCUAGAUGCUACGCCUGGAAUAGUUCGUCCUGGUGGGGAUGGGGAGGACCAUCCAGAAGAAUUGAUAUCCGUCCUAAGUACAUUGCCCAAAGAGGUUUCCUCAAAGCGGGAUGUUGUGGAUGCUCUACUUCAAAAAGGAUUCUCCAAAGAUGUUGCACAGUGGGUGGUUACUAAUCUUCGACCAACCAAGUCUCCUGGUUCAUCGCCAUCAACAUUGUCAUGGGUGUUCGAUCUAAAGGGAAUUGCUGAAAUGUAUAAAUCUUAUGAAGAAACAAAUUUAUGGAAAAUUGUUGAAGAUGUGCCUCGAGGUGUCCAUGUGAACUUUUUGAAAGCAGAAAGGAGCUUGCACAGAUGGGCUCUAGGAGAUCUCCAGAGAAUUCAUGCGGCUGAGGAGCUUGCUGUGGAGGAGGCAGGUGGAGUGGAAAUGCAUGUCCUCGAGGAUGCAGGCCACUGGGUCCACGCAGAUAAUCCGGAUGGGCUCUUUAGGAUCCUUUCCUCUUCUUUCUAUUGAGUCAAAACCUGGGUGAGCUUUAGCGUGCUCAUGAUCAGUUUAGUUCAGACAUAUCAGCAUUCUACUGACAAAUCACCCGACGGUACCAUUAUUUUUUCCAUUGAAAGAACUGGUCAAUUUCUUCAUUAGACGAUUGUAUACAUCUUUUUUUAUAUCAUAGUGAGUUUUCUGUA
This is a messenger RNA of Pyrus x bretschneideri (Chinese white pear), 1541 nucleotides long. RefSeq names its product protein ABHD11. The record is from RefSeq and is a predicted model, not a curated record. The transcript is spliced from 13 exons. The coding region runs from base 232 to 1368 and encodes 378 amino acids. NCBI's taxonomy places the organism in Eukaryota, Viridiplantae, Streptophyta, Magnoliopsida, Rosales, Rosaceae.